Molecule: messenger RNA, 2747 nt
Organism: Carassius carassius (crucian carp)
Lineage: Eukaryota; Metazoa; Chordata; Actinopteri; Cypriniformes; Cyprinidae
Exons: 5
Coding region: 98-694 (198 amino acids)
Source: RefSeq, a predicted model, not a curated record
GACACUUUCUGUUUGUAGUUGAAGAGCAACAAGAAACAGCUGUAAGGCCACUCGUAAUCACUGAUGGCUUGGUUUUACCCACUGUAAAGAACUCAGAAUGAGAAAUAUGAAGAUUCCAGAACUGCUGUUGUUUGCAAUGGCAGCAUUGCACUGUGGGAUAACAGAACAGAACUUUAUGGGUAACUGUAAUGAUGUCGUCAGACUUCCUUGUACAGCUACUGACCGAACAAAAACAUACCGUUACGUCAUGUGGUAUAAAAAAGAUAAUGUUCCUAUCAUCAAGAGGAAAAAAAAUGAAUAUGCAUACUAUAACUUGACCAAUGUUUCUCUGGAAGAUAAAGAGACCCUGGUGUUAAAAAAUACGCAACCUUCAGACUCUGGAGAAUAUCAAUGCUUCCUGGCUGCAGAGGUUGGAGGUCAAAAUGAUGAGUCUAUAGUUGGAUUGAAUAUCUCCGAAUGUUUGGAUGUGAGCACAGUUUAUCCCAUCACCACCACGAUCCCUGCUGAAUCCUGUCCUGCUGUAGAAGAAUUAAUUGUUUCCUGGGCUGUGAUUGGCUUUUCUCUUAUUAGCAUCACCAAAAUUAUUCUUUGCAUUGUAACUGUGGGGGUGUGUGAUCGAGUCAUAUUUAGAACAGUAAGAAGAAAACAGGAAGGAAGGGGAAGCAAGACUGGAAGGUCAAGCUGGAAAGACUGAGAUUCACAAAAAGCUGAUGGGGUGAUUUUAGUUUUACGCAUCCAUUAGCUAAGUAAAACAGUCCAAGCCUGUAAACAUUUACAAGGUUAUUCACAUCAUUAGGUUGUGUUGAUAGGAUCCAUUUUAUUUCUGUGUGGUUUGGCUAUUCUUAAUUACUUUUUUAAUGGAUGGUUUAUUCCUUGGGGAAAAAGGACAUCUAUAAUGGGAGCUGUUUUAUAGCUGUUGAGGGAGACAAGAGUCAGGGAGGGCUGCAAUUCAUUAGGCCUGUGCUCUGCCACAGCUGCACACUCUUGCCUUUUGUUUGUUUUUACAUUUCCCCCCAUUUUUUAUAAUUGUAUAUCCUCUGUAAAUCAUUUUUACUGUCUGCAACAAAUGUAUGUACUUUAUGAAUCUUAAGGUUUGUUACUAGGGCUGCCAUUAGAUGAAAAUUGUAUUUAUCUAAUUAAUUACAUAAUGUGGUGAUUAAUUAAUUAUUAUUAUUUUAAUGCAUUUGACUGUGAAAAAACCCUUAAAAGACAAUUUAUAGCUAUUGUGUUAAAUUGACAAAAAGUAGCUUUAGAAAUAAAUAUAUUAUUUGAUUAAAUAAAGAAAGAAAGAAAGAAAGUAAGUAAAAGAAAAUACACGUUUAGGCUACAACAGCCUAACAUAAACUAUAAUACAAGAUGAUCUGAGAAAAAUCAAGUAUUUUUUGUUCAUUCGAUUCGGUCAAAUGGUUCAAAGUUCUGCUGCAUGUGGCAUUAUAGAUACAGUAAUAUUUUCGCUGCCAAAAUUGAGCAAACACAGACUAUAAUUGACCUUGAAACCAUAUAGCACAGAUAUAUUGUAUGGGUCAAAAUUAUAGAUUUUUCUUUUAUGGCAAAAAUCAUUAGGAUAUUAAGUAAAGAUCAUGUUCAUGUUAAGAUCUUGAAGGUAUUUGUUAAAUCUCCAUAUCGAAACAUAAUUUUUGAUUAGUAAUAUGCAUAGAUAAAGACUUAAUUUAGACUUAAUAAAACAUAUUUAGAUUUUUUUUGCACCAUCAGAUUCCAGAUUUUCAAAUAGUUGUGUCUCUUCCAAAUAUAGUCCUAUCCUAACAUACAAUACAUCAAUGGAAAACGUAUUCAUUCAGUUUUAGAUUAUGUAUAAAUUGUAAUUUUGAAAAUGGACCCUUAUGACUGGUUUUGUGGUCAUGGGUCGCAUACUGUGUUUAAAAUAUAAGACAAAAUUAACUUCUUAUUUACUGAACUGUUGUAUAAAAUUAUAUUUGCACUCGUGCUAUUUGGGAUAAAAACAGCACUCGUGUGAUAUCUCAUGUGAUAUUGCUUAUCAUAUGACAUAAACCAAAGACAAUUCAUACAGGGGCAUUUUUGCCCCAAUAUAUUAAAUUUAAGGGGCAUAAAAUUGAGUUUUUUCAUUUUAUGGACUACAUCAUGCACUGAGCUUCUGUCCUGCAUCAUGUUUGUUCGAAAUGAGACAUACGUCUGGGGUGGGAUAAGUGCAUUUCUAAUCACACUAUUUUUCCAUAACGAAUAGAUGAAAUUAACAUGUUAAAUUGACAUCCCCAGUUAUUAAUAUGAAUAUACAUAUAAGAUAUAGACAAAUAAUUUAAAAUGUAUUCAUAUAGAUCAUAUGGCCAGUACGCUCAUGCAUGGAUAGCCUAAAUGUUCAACAGAGAAAUAAGGCUUUAGAAUUAAGUUGUCCAUUAUGAGGAUCAUCAGUAGUUACUGUUAAGUUGCAGACAAAAUCAGUUCAGCUCUAAUCUAAUUCUGAUACUUUAACUGGAUUUCUUUGUCAAGCCUGUUUGUAAUGUGCCAGUUUUAAAGUUUCACAGUUAUGCAACUGAGUGAAGUCAAACUGGGUGACACAGUAAGCUGGAAAUGAAAAUGAAAGAAAGAUGUAGCUGUCUAUAUACCUGUGUAAGAGAGCGCUGCAGGCCAUGUCGAUGCCGAGUCUGAGCCGCAGGCGGCAUGAGGCAGCUAAGCUCGGGCUUAAUACUACAUGCUAUCUGGGAAACACAACUAUAGCCUAUUAUAUAUCACUAGUCCAUGUUUGAGUAAUAAAAUGUUUUUACAAUGUG